Messenger RNA from Bufo bufo (common toad), 1454 nucleotides. It is a transcript of the gene SOWAHD, whose product is annotated as sosondowah ankyrin repeat domain family member D. Lineage: Eukaryota; Metazoa; Chordata; Amphibia; Anura; Bufonidae. Gene Ontology annotation, molecular function: protein binding. The record is from RefSeq and is a predicted model, not a curated record.
AUGUAUCCUGAAUGUGAGACUCCGCUUACACCAGUCAACUAGUCAGACCUGUUCUAGGUGCAGAGGUCACCGCUAAGAAAACUCUGUUACAUUGCUACAUCUGUACUUCUGUUAGUGACUUUUGGCAAACUUUACAGGAAGACGGAAGGGAUUUGAUUAUUAUAUUCAGAAGGGAGGGACGUGGACAUUGUCCAGACCACAGGUUGGAAACUGGCCGCUCCUGAUCAGACUCACCUGUUAAUGCAGGAGAAAGCUAUAAAGGAAGCAGCUGGUGACAUCUUAAAGAAGAAGUCAUAGUACGCUGGUUGGUUGAUGUCGUGUGAUACGGCGGGCAGGGGACAAUUUCAAAGGUCUAGAAUAUAAAUGCCUGUUACUGAUGUGACUCCGAGUCCCUGCGCAGGAACAUGAAUUUUAACAUGUUAGAUUGGCAAGGUACUAACAAAGACGGUGCGGAGAAGAAGCAUUCGCCACACAGCAGCAUGAAGAUGUCAAACUGCAGUACAGAAGAAGAUACGGACAACAGAUCUUCCUUUAUACGGGAUGCGAGAAGCAUGAAGAUGAUGGAAAGCGUGAGCAGGACUCCAUCACCUGCCACAAUAAGUAAAAGGAAAAGAGGAAUGAGAGGAAGCUUAUGGAGCACAACCGGAUCACUACCAUUUGGUGGAGCAUGGAUCUCAGCAGCUAGCUUUGAUGUUGUUGAUAGUCAAGAACAGCAGCCGCAAGAUUCUGGGGUGGGAGGUUUGGUACUUGACCCUGUGGAGCACGCAUGGAUGCUUAUGGUUGCAGAAGGCAAUUUUGAGGAGCUCCAGGAUUCACUACAACAGGAUCCUACCUUGCUUUACAAAAGAGAUUUUGUAACUGGUUACUCGGUGAUGCAUUGGAUUGCCAAACACGGCCAACAUGAGGAUUUUAUUAGACUUAUGGAUUUUGCAUGUGCUCAUGGCUACUAUUUGGAUAUCAACACUCGUGCUAGUGGCGGUUUAACUCCACUCCACAUUGCAGCAUUACAGGGGCAUGAUAUGCUCAUCAAGGUUCUGGUAGGUGCAUACAAUGCAGAUAUUCAUAUCCGUGACCAUAAUGGUCGAAAAGCUUGGCAGUACUUAAGGAGCAGGACUGAUGGGAAUCUACUGAUACUCUUAGGUGCUCCUGAAGAAGAGGAAGCCGGUGCAACGGCUAGCAUCAACAACAAUAACAACAGUCACACGGCUACGCUGCAGAAAAUGGCGCAAUGGACUAUGUUGAAAUGGAUUCUCUGCCUAAAGUAGCUUUGUCAGUAGCACCCUCAGAAACUUUAUAAGGAACGCUUAUAGUUUCCUUAAAAACUGGUAAAUUUUCAUUAUGGUAUAUCAGGCAGCAAGAUUAUGAAUUGCACUAGUUUAUUUUGGUAAAGAAAAGACAAUUAAUUAACUUGCACUCCGAGUUGGAGACUAAUUUGAAAUGACACUCAUAAGUCA